AUGGCAUAGAAUGAAAAUGAGAUUUAUCGAAGAAUCAAAUUACUGGGAGAAGGUUCUUUUGGAAAGGCAUAUUUGGUGGAAUGCAUUCAAGAUGGAACCCUUUGUGUGAUCAAAUAAGUAGAUUUAAAUUAAAUGAAAGAAGAUGAAAGAAGAGAAACAAUCAAAGAAGCAAGAAUUUUAGAAGCUUUGAGACAUCCUAACAUAGUUAAAAUUCAGAGAAGUAGGUUAUGCAUUGUUAUGGAUUAUGCAGAUGGUGGGGAUUUAAGCAAUAAAAUCAAAUAGACAGGAUCAUGUCUCUUUAGUGAAGUAUAAAUACUUGAUUGGUUCACAUAAAUAUGUUUAGCAAUCAAACAUGUUCAUGAUAGAAAAAUCAUACAUAGAGAUUUAAAAACCUAAAAUAUAUUUCUAACUCAAGAUGGUAUUAUCAAACUUGGGGAUUUUGGAAUUGCCAGAGUGUUGAAUCACACAAGAGAAAAAUGCAAGACCAUAGUUGGAACUCCCUAUUAUUUAUCCCCUGAAAUCAUAGAAAGUAGAGAUUACUCAUUCAAAACUGAUAUUUGGUCUUUGGGCAUCAUCCUUUAUGAACUAUGUACUCCUCAAACCUCCAUUUAAUGCUGA
Molecule: messenger RNA, 618 nt
Organism: Paramecium tetraurelia
Lineage: Eukaryota; Ciliophora; Oligohymenophorea; Peniculida; Parameciidae
Exons: 2
Biological process (GO): protein phosphorylation
Molecular function (GO): protein kinase activity; ATP binding
Source: RefSeq, a predicted model, not a curated record